AUGGCUCUCGUUACAUCAUUCCACAAUGACGCAAAGUCUAAUAACUCUGAAUUAAUAUGUACUACGAAAUUCGCUAGAAUAUAUAAAUUUGAUUCAAAAUAUGCUAUUAAAUGUAUUGAUUUAGAAAAUUGUAUUCCACCACAUGAACCAAGAUUUGAGCUAUCAAUAUUGAAAAAGUUGACUUCACAGGACAGUAGUCACCAGAAUGUUAUUAAAUUAAUUGAGUUUUGUGAAACAAGAUCCACUGAUGAACUUGAGCUAUUCUUCCCUUGGUAUCCAUUAACGUUACAAAAAUUUAUGAAUGAUCAUUGGAAAUUAAAGAAUAAUAAUAAUAAUGGUACGAAAAGAAGAUUUAAUCCAUAUUAUAAUUUAGGAAUAGACAAACAGUUUUAUAAUGAUAUCAGCAAUAGUAAUAUCAACGAAGGUAACGAGUGUGAUAAGUUAGAAUACAUUAACACUUUAGAUGUAAACAAAUAUUGUUUAGACUUCUUUAUCCAAUUAUUGGAGGGUUUAUCAUUCAUUCAUAAACAGGGUAUAAUCCAUCGAGAUAUUAAACCAGAUAAUAUUUUAGUACAAAUAAAAGAACCCAUAAAUUUAGUUAUCGCAGACUUUGGUAUAUCAUAUGACACAAAAAACUCCAAACAAUUAAUGCAAGAACCCUUGGAUCAUAAAAUCACAGAUAUCUCCACUUCAUUCUAUAAAGCACCUGAACUAUUAUUUAGUUGUAAGAACUAUUCUAUGGCAGUUGAUGUAUGGUCUUUAAUGGUUAUAAUUACUCAAUGGUUCCAAUCUAAAGGUAAAUAUCCGACAGUUCCUGCAAUAUUUGAUAAUGGAUCAAAUGUUCUUGAUGAUGGAAACGGUAGUGAUAUUAGAUUGAUUUUGUCGAUAUUUGAAAAGUUGGGGAUUCCAUCAGUAGAAGAAUGGCAGGAAGUAAAAAUGUAUGGAUCUAUUGACGCCUUUGUUGGGUUAUUUGGCGAAACUGGUAAUGGUCAAUAUCUUUUUAAUUUAUCGAUAGAGGAACAACAAUCUAAGAUCUUAGAAUAUUUACCACGAAUGAAUGAAAUCCUGGAUAUACAUUUAAGGUUGACGAUGAUUAAUUGUAUAUUGCGAAUGAUGAGUUUGCAGUCUGAUGAAAGAUGGCACUGUUCAGAACUUUUAAGAGAGAUUAAAAAGAAUUUGAAAGACAACAGUACCAAAUAA
This is a messenger RNA of Arxiozyma heterogenica, 1200 nucleotides long. It is a transcript of the gene CAK1, whose product is annotated as cyclin-dependent protein kinase-activating kinase CAK1. Gene Ontology annotation, cellular component: cyclin-dependent protein kinase holoenzyme complex; nucleus; cytoplasm. Gene Ontology annotation, molecular function: cyclin-dependent protein serine/threonine kinase activity; cyclin binding; ATP binding. Gene Ontology annotation, biological process: regulation of gene expression; signal transduction; protein phosphorylation. NCBI's taxonomy places the organism in Eukaryota, Fungi, Ascomycota, Saccharomycetes, Saccharomycetales, Saccharomycetaceae. Bases 1 to 1200 code for a protein of 399 amino acids. The record is from RefSeq and is a predicted model, not a curated record. The transcript has a single exon.